AAGGCAAACAAAUGAACAAAGCCCGAAUCUCACGAAUCUGGCAUCUGGCUCAAAUUCAAAAUUAUCGUAGCAUGACUGUAGUUUUAUAUAGAUGAUAUAAUUUUUUUUAAAAUGUAUAUUAGAAUUAAAGCCGACUGGCUUGAAGACAAAUCAAAAAGGGAAAGCGUAAUUCCGUUAUCAAAAACAACAACAAUUGAAGAACUUCGGAAACUAGUUUUUAGUGAAAUUGAUUUAGAACCGAAUUUACAACGCUUAUUUUACAAAGGCAAAGAGUUGGUAAACGGCCACAAUGUAAAUGAUUAUUCAAUUUUACCGAAUGACGUAAUAGUGGUAUUUAAAAGACAAAUUAUAGUGGAACAAAGCACUAAAGACGAUGUCUUAUCGACACCAUCAACAAUAGUUGAGGAAGAAAGUGAAAGCAAACCAGUAGCGAAGGAUGUUUUAGUUAAAACUGUAUCAGACUUUUAUGAUGUAAAUGAUUUAGUGGAUGUCAGAUUCUUAGACACUGGAGCUUGGUACGAGGCUUCUAUAAUAGAUGUUUUUAGAAAAGAAAGUGAUGAGAAAGUUAAGGAAGAACAUCUUGUAUUUCGAGUUAAAAGUGCUGAACAUGUAUCAAUUGUACCAUUUGAGGAAGACGUAGAAUUUAGUAACAUAAGGCCUAGAAGUUAUUAUACCUAUAAAAUACCAGAAUUAUCACCAGGAAUGAGAGUUUUAGUUAAUUAUAAUAUUGAUUCACCAAGAAGUAGAGGCCUCUGGUAUGAUUUUGAAAUUUCCAAAGUUGCCAGUGUUGACGUUAUAGGCAAGCUUUUUAUUGUAGAUGGUAGCAUCGAUGACUGUAAUAUUAAAUUUAUCCAGGAGGUCAUGCGAAUAGAGGAAACUAAGCCUAAGAAAUCUAGAGAGGAAGUGAAAAGUCAUAAGAAACGUGUAUAUCCAUAUUAUUGUGAGAAAUGCAAAGACAAUAAGAUGAAACUCUGUAAAGCGUGUGGUUGCAAAAUUUGUGGAGGAAAGAACGAUUGGGAUAAGAUUGUUCUUUGUGAUGAAUGUGAUCAGGGGCAUCACACAACGUGUUUGAACCCACCACUUGAAGCUAUACCAGAUGAUGACUGGUAUUGCCCUCAGUGCAAAACAGAUGACUCAGAAAUAGUAAAGCCAGGAGAAAAACUGAAGAAAAGCAAGAAAAAGCAGAACAUGCCUAGCCAGGUGAAAGACACAAAGCGAGAUUGGGGCAAGGGAAUGGCUUGUGUUGGCCUGACAAAACGCAACGAUAAAGUAUCCAAAACACAUGUUGGAGCGAUUCCAGGCGUGGAAGUUGGUUUCUGCUGGAAGUUUAGACAUGGGGUUGCCGAAUCAGGUGUUCAUCGACCGCCUGUAGCAGGAAUACAUGGACAAGAAUCCGACUGCGCAUACAGCAUCGUAUUAUCUGGCGGUUACGAGGACGAUAUAGACUACGGCAACGAGUUUUUUUACACCGGUUCGGGAGGAAGAGAUUUAUCAGGUAACAAGCGCACAAGUAACCAGAGCUUCGACCAAGAGCUGACCAGAACAAACAAGGCCUUAGCGUUGAAUUGCAACGCGCCUUUCAACGACAAAGAGGGUGCAGAAGCCACGGACUGGAAAUCCGGCAAACCCGUACGUGUAGUGAGAAGUUACAAGUUAGCGAAACAUUCCAAGUAUGCUCCGGAGGAUGGUUAUAGAUAUGACGGCCUCUAUAAGGUCGUUAAGUAUUAUCCAGAAAAAGGAAAGUCUGGAUUUAUGGUCUGGAGGUACUUUUUGAGGAGGGACGACCCAGCUCUGGCACCAUGGGAAGAGAAUGCCAAACAGUAUGAGAUGAUUUACCCCGAAGGGUACCUAGCUUUUGAGGAAGCUAAGAAGAAGAAAGAAGAGACAGAAAACAAGAAAAUAACGGCAUCGAAAAAAUCGUCACCGAAAAAAGGACAUAAAAGAAAAACCACUAGCGGCCCGUUAGACAACCUACUCAAUAAGAAAAAGAAAGUAGAAGUUUUCAAAAUUGACAGUGCUAUAGAAAAGGCUAUAAAGGAGGAUACAGUGAAUGAAAAAUUAUGGAUUGAGUGUAAGUCAGCAGUUAAGAAUGGAAAGAAGGCAUUUCUGGAUAAGGUUGAAGAGAUUUUCCAAUGCAUCAUAUGCAUCGAGCUUGUAUUUAAUCCAGUGACGCUCAAAUGUCGACACAAUUUAUGUCAGAUAUGCUUAAAAGAAUCUUUCAAACAUUCCGAAUCCGACAGUUAUUUUUGUCCUCACUGUAGAGAAAGUCUGGACAAAUCAGAAGCGACUGGAAAAUUACCAAGGAACGAAAAGUUGAGCGUAGCUCUAAAUUUACUAUUCCCAGGUUAUGGUACAAAGUAGAAAUUAGGUAGAAUGUAGCAUUUUAUUCAAUUUAUAUAAAUUUUGACUUAUAUUUACAUAAUUUUAAUCUCUCUUGUUUUAUUUAACGUAAUAAGGUAUUAAUUAAUUUUAAACGUCUCUAUAAUGAAGAUUAAUUUUAAAAAAUUCCACUAAUUGAAUUUUAAGGAGAUAGUAUAGGUAAUAUAUAAAAUAAUUUUAGAUUGUUUUUAUUAGGUAAGCUAACUAAUUUAAAAAGACAUGUUAAUUUUAAUAAAUCGGCCGACAUUGUAUUUUAUCAAAUAGUAUAUUUUUUAAUAAAUAAAAGUAAUUUUCCUUUA
Molecule: messenger RNA, 2678 nt
Organism: Sitophilus oryzae (rice weevil)
Lineage: Eukaryota; Metazoa; Arthropoda; Insecta; Coleoptera; Curculionidae
Product: E3 ubiquitin-protein ligase UHRF1-like
Exons: 10
Coding region: 112-2361 (749 amino acids)
Biological process (GO): negative regulation of gene expression via chromosomal CpG island methylation; protein ubiquitination
Molecular function (GO): protein binding; metal ion binding; ubiquitin protein ligase activity
Source: RefSeq, a predicted model, not a curated record